AAGGUUCAACUUGUGCACGAUUUCGUUACUUUAUAAACGAAUUCUGUAAUCUUAUCGCCGCAUAUAACAUAAACUGGAUUCACAAAAUCACGAUGAAAAUUGCUCUUUUAUGUACGGUUUUUGUAGCUGUAUUUGCUUUCAUCGGCGCUGAGCAAUGCUCUUCAAAUAGUGCUUGUCAUCACGUGACGUGUCCAGAAAAUGACUACAAUGUGGAAUGUCAUUUAUUCUCGUGUACCUGCACACAUGUCGCACAAACAUGUUCCGACGCGAGUGAUUGCCAUGACGACAACUGUCACCGUAGCGUCCAUUGCAUAGACGGCGCGUGUAGAUGCGGAUAUGGGAUACUGCCAAGUGGUGGAGGUUUCCCCGGCAAAUAGAGUGACAUCAUGUGUUCUAUGUUUAAUAAACUAUAUAGACUUUAAA
Messenger RNA from Ruditapes philippinarum (Manila clam), 423 nucleotides. RefSeq names its product serine protease inhibitor Cvsi-2-like. The record is from RefSeq and is a predicted model, not a curated record. Bases 93 to 377 code for a protein of 94 amino acids. The transcript has 3 exons. NCBI's taxonomy places the organism in Eukaryota, Metazoa, Mollusca, Bivalvia, Venerida, Veneridae.